This is a messenger RNA of Salarias fasciatus (jewelled blenny), 5939 nucleotides long. It is a transcript of the gene adamtsl3, whose product is annotated as ADAMTS-like 3. Gene Ontology annotation, biological process: extracellular matrix organization. The transcript has 32 exons. NCBI's taxonomy places the organism in Eukaryota, Metazoa, Chordata, Actinopteri, Blenniiformes, Blenniidae. Bases 343 to 5634 code for a protein of 1763 amino acids. Gene Ontology annotation, cellular component: extracellular matrix. The record is from RefSeq and is a predicted model, not a curated record.
CGUGUGUGUGUUGGGAGGCAGACGGGCAGCGCGCAGCCGGGAGCCGGAGACGCUUCUCGCGGACACACAGAGCAGCAGUGCGCGCAGGUCCUCUGGUCCUCCUCCGUUCCUCCGGUCCUCCUCCGGUCCUCCAGUCCUCCUCCGGUCCCCUAGUCCUCCCCCGGUCCUCCCCCCGGUCCCCGCCUCUCUGUCGUGGGACGUCGCCGUGUUUUGGGCUCGUGGUGCGCGGCGCGUGUGCACUGCAGUCGGACUGUGGAAUAACUGAUGUUGCGUCUGGGCAGGAGCGCGUAGGGAGCGCAGGACGUCUCCGCCUCAGCAGGUCGGGGCUCACACGAGGAGAAGAUGGAGUCGUUCAUCCUCCGGAGGACCGUCCUCGUCGUCUUGCUGCUCGGCUCUGUCCAGUGUUCGGAGAGUCCGUCCCAGACUGCAGUGUUCCUGCCGGAGUUCGCCCUCUCGCCGCAGGGCAGCUUCAUGGAGGACACCACGGAGGACCAGUUCCUCACCUACAGAUACGACGACCAGACCUCCAGGAUGACCCGCUCAGAUGAAGACAGAGACAUCGGUUGGGACGCCUGGGGCCCUUGGAGUGACUGCUCUCGAACCUGUGGGGGCGGGGCCUCCUACUCACUUCGACGCUGCCUCAAUGGCGGGAACUGUGAUGGUAAAAACAUCCGCUACAGAACCUGCAGUAACUUGGACUGCCCUGCAGAGUCUGGUGAUUUCCGGGCUCAGCAGUGUUCAGCCCACAAUGACAUCAAGUACCAGGGGAUGACCUAUGAGUGGGUGCCAGCACCGUACGACCCCUCCGGCCCCUGUGCUCUGCGCUGCCAGGCCAAAGGCAGAAGUCUCACUGUUGAACUGGCGCCCAAAGUGCUGGACGGGACACGGUGCCGGGCGGACGCCUUGGACAUGUGCAUCAGUGGAGUUUGUCAGGAGGUGGGCUGUGACCGGCAGCUGGCCAGCGGCGCCCGGGAAGACAACUGCGGCGUCUGUGGCGGCGAUGGCUCGACGUGCCGGUUGGUGCGAGGACAGGCCCUGCCCCACCUGACAGCAGAACAACCUGUGAAGACGGUGCUGGAGGUGCCGGUGGGAAGCCGCUUCCUCAGGCUCAGUGCCAAAGGCCCCGACAUGAUGGUCAUCGAGGCCAUCUCUCUUCAGGGGAGGAAGGAGGAGACCAGUUUGCUGUCCACAGGCUCCUACCUGAUCGGAAACACCUCGGUGGACUUCCAGAAAGGGGCUGACCGGCAGACGCUCAGGACGCACGGCCCGCUCAGCGCCGACUACGUCGUCAAGAUGAAGUACGGAGGCUCCAAGGACACAGUGGUGCAGUUCCUGUUCUACCAGCCAAUCAGGUACCAGUGGAGGGAGACGGACUUCUUCCCCUGCUCGGUCACUUGUGGAGGAGGUUAUCAGCUGAACUCUGCCGAGUGCCUGGACAUCCGAAACAAUCAGACUCUGCCUGAGCACCACUGCAACAGCUACCCCGAGAACACCAAACCCACACCCAAACUCAAGGAGUGCAACAUGGAUCCCUGCCCAGAGAGUGAUGGUUUCAAGGAGGUGAUGCCGUAUGAUCACUUCCAGCCUCUGCCUCGCUGGGAGCAGGGGCCGUGGACCCAGUGCUCGGUGUCCUGCGGCGAAGGCGGCGGCUGGCAGGAUCGCAGCGUACUGUGUGUGGAGGAGGACGCUCACGGACAGUUCUCCCAGGUGGAGGAGUGGAAGUGCACCCACUCCCCCCGUCCCGUCACUCAGCAGAUCUGCAACGUCUUCGCCUGCCCCCAGUGGGUGGCCAUGGAGUGGUCUCAGUGCACGGUGACCUGUGGCCGCGGCCUGCGCUACCGAGUGGUUCUGUGCAUCGACCAUCGAGGGCAGCACAUCGGAGGCUGCGAGGCGUCGCUCAAACCUCAUGUGAAGGAAGACUGCCUGGUUCCUGUGGCCUGCCACAAGCCCAGAGAAUCCCUGCCGGUGGAAUCCAAGGUUCCCUGGACAAAACAAGCCCAGGAACUGGAGGAGCGCUACACCGCCACGGAAAACCCCACGUUCGUUCCUGGACCUUGGUCUUCCUGCAGCACCACCUGUGGACCUGGGAGACAGAAUCGAGAGGUCAAAUGUCAGGUGCUGCUGUCGUUCACCAAGACAGAGGUGGACCUGCCGGAGGAGGAGUGUGGUGAAGACAGACCCUCAGUGGAGCGGCCCUGCAGCCGGGGGCCGUGCGGCCCAGUGGCGGACCUGGAGCAGCGCGGCGCUGCUUUCUCCACCACCAAGGAGUCGUAUGUCUGGGACUACAGAGGCUUCACUGCCUGCUCGGCCACAUGUGCUGCUGGGAAGCAGACCGCAGUGGUGAGGUGUGUUCAGACGAAGCAGGGAGACGAGGUGGACGACUCACUGUGCGAUCCAUCCAGCAGGCCGUCCACCAUGGUCCGCAUCUGUAACCCUGAGCCGUGCCCUCCCAGGUGGGAGGUGACGGCCUGGACCAGCUGCUCUGCCUCCUGCGGCGUCGGAAUACAGACCAGGAGCGUGUUCUGCAUGCGGCUGCUGUCCAUUGACCUGCAGGACAUCCUGACCGUGUCGGAGGACGAGUGCAGAGAGUUCAAACCCCCCAUCCUGCAGCCCUGCAACCAGGUGGACUGCCCCCCCACCUGGGAGACGGAGCCCUGGCAGCAGUGUCCCCAGUCCUGCGGCGGGGGGGUCCAGGUCCGGAAGGUCUACUGCAAGCAGCUGCUCUCCACGGGAGCGUAUAAGAGGCUGGAGGAUGGGCUCUGCUCGGCGGUCAAACCUGCCACCAACAGAGGCUGCAGCAGUGUGGACUGCCUGCCUCACCUGGUGGGGGGGGACUGGGGAAAGUGCUCCGUGUCCUGCGGUCUGGGGGUCCAGCGCCGGGAGCCGCUCUGCCUCCAGAUGACGGCCACAGGCCAGCAGGUGGCGCUGGGCAGGGAGCAGUGCUCAGGUCUACCCUCACCGCCACUCGUGAGAACCUGCCGCAUGAUGGCCUGCCCCAAGCACACCAAAGAGAAAAGACCCAAAGACAGCCGAAAGUUUCUGCAGAAAAACCAGGUCCAGCAAGCGGCACGGCGUCCAGCAAAGGACAGAUGCAACGAGGGAGGCAUCAAGCAGUGUCCGCUGCUGCAGGGCGUCCACCGCAUCUACAUCCAGACCAGGAAGGACAAACGCCUCCACCUGACUGUCGGAGGCCACGCCUACCUCCUCCCCAACACCUCCCUGGUCAUCAAAUGCCCCGUCAGAAGGUUCCCCAAAGCCUACAUCGUCUGGCUGAAAGACGGAAGUCCUCUGCCCAGCUCCAAACGCCUGGGCGUCACCAAGUCCGGCUCUCUGAAGAUCCACUUCCUGGAGGCGGAGGACGUCGGGGUGUACAAGUGUGUUGCGGGACCCGCCUCGGACAUCUUCACCCUUCAGCUCAUUGGUCCUGCCAGCAGGUCGGCUGGCAGACCAUCUACGGCCAGUCCCAGUCCCACCUGGGAGGACACGCUGCCCAGCUGCCACAGACACAACUCUGACCUGGAGGUGGCUUGGCCCGGCGUCAGCGUGUCUCUGCUGCCUCCCGGUGACCAGGAGGCCUCUCUGCAGCCGCGAGUGGAGGAGAGGUUGAUCAACAUCACCCUGCAGGCCGACAGAGGAGAGAUCCAGCAGGAGCAGGCAUCAGAAAUGAUCUACUCGCUGCUGACACACAUGUCUGCUGCCCAGCUCUGGACCAGGACCACAGAGGGAGCGGAGCAGGUUAAAGACAGACUGCCCAACUGGUCCGAGCGCUCCUCCGCUCUGGCAGACGUUGCCAAGAGGCCGGUGAUCGUCAGGGAGCAGCAGAUCCUCCCACCGACGCUUCAGAAGAACAUCAACGUCAGCGUCGGACACGGCGCCCUUCUCAGCAACGCCACCAGAUCACUGACCAUUCGCUGUCCGGCAGACGGUUUCCCCCCUCCGAAGAUCACCUGGACCAAAGACGGCGAGGCACUGCAGAACACCAACAGGGUGUCGUGGGACGUGGUCGGCCUCCACAUCCUUCAGCCCAGAGCGUCCGAUCGAGGACUGUACCAGUGCAGAGCGGCCAACAGACACGGCUCCGACUCGGAGACGUCCCAGCUGCUGCUGGCAGAGCCUCCAGCCAUCGCGGUGUCCCGGAGGAAUGUUUCAGACUUGGGGCUCUCGUUGGGCCUCGGCCUGAGCGCCACAGUGGGGGGACGAGUCAGCGUUCGCCCGGGCGCCAACCUGACUCUGGACUGUCCGGUCACUGGUGUUCCUCAGCCGACGGUGACGUGGCACAGGAAGAGCGGUCCGCUCGCCGCUGCGGCUGUUUCCCUGCCGUCUGGAUCCCUGUGGAUCCAGAACGUGUCUCUGCAAAGUCAAGGUACCUUCUUCUGCACCGCCGCCAACGCCAUCGGCAAGUCCACGGCCUCCACAGUCCUGCAGGUGUACGAUCCUGAUCCAGCGACAAAGACCAGAGUACUUCCAGUGACGCAAGAGCUGAACAGGAGACGGGUCGUCAUGGCGUCACGCCGUGGUACUAAUGUCUUCAUCAAACCGGGGGACAUUCUUCGUAUAGGCUGCCCGGUGCUGCCGGACCACAGACUGCCUGUGCGCUGGGACUACAACAACCAGACCCUGAAAGAGGUUUCAAGCAAAUCUCAGAACCCGGAUCCUGCUCCCGGUCAGGGUCUGCAGUACCGGAUGCUGGUGGGAGGUCGCGUGCUGGAGGUCAACACGCUGCAGGCGAACUUUUCGGGCCGCUACAGAUGUCAGACGUCCAUCAACGGCACCAGGCAAAUACUGUCAGCCUGGAUUUACAUUCGCUCUGAGGAGUUUGGCUGGCGUUUUGGAGACUGGACCACGUGCAGCGCCUCCUGUGGGAGCAGAGGAACCUGGUUGCGGAGGAUUCGCUGCGUGACACUGGGUGGAAAGGAUGUUCAGCCCAUCAUGUGUCAGCACAUACCCAAACCGGCCACCUCCCCAGUCCCCUGCAACAGACAGGACUGUCCUCCGAGGUGGGUGGCUUCGGAGUGGUCGAAAUGCUCGGUGUCCUGUGGGGGAGGCUGGAAGCAGAGGGAGGUCAGCUGUCAGCAGUUGGAUGCCAGAGGUGCUGUGAAGACUCUGACUGCAGCAGCCUGUGAGAGGACGGGCCGGCCCAAAGACGCAGAGCAGUGCACCGCCAACAACUGCCCCGUCUGGGUCACCAGUCCCUGGGGGAAGUGUUCAGGACGGUGUUUAGGUCCCACCACCACUGUCCAGAAGAGAUCUGUCACCUGCCAACACACCAAUGGCUCCGCCUACUCAGACUGCGACCUCAGGAGCAGGCCGGUGUCCGUCCGUAACUGCUCCUCAGACCUGUGCGACGUGCAGUGGCGGCCCGGCGCGUGGCGAGCGUGCACAGUCAUGUGCGGGAGCGGCUUCCAGUCUCGUAAGGUGGACUGUGUUCAGCGCAGAAGCGGGAGGACCCUGGCGGAGCAGCACUGUGCCUGGCUGCCUCGACCCUCCAGCUGGCAGCACUGUAACAACACCAGCUGUGGGAGCGAAUGCAAGGACAGCACCCAGUACUGCAGCGUGGUGAGAAGACUGAGGCUCUGCCAUGUGGAUAUGUACAAACAGAGAUGCUGUGGGUCGUGCUCGCAGGACGCCGCCUAGUGGCAGGGAGCUGUAGUGAACUCAGUGCUGAGCAGUGAGACGGCUUGAGGCGAGUGAGGACUGAACAGAAGUGAUCUGUGAGUGGACGCUGGAGGAACUGCACGCAUGUGAAGUGGAUGAGCUUCAGUCUGAGUCUUUCUCUUCCUGAAAAGGAAACUAAACGAAGCCUCUAAAAGGGUGAAAGGAAAACUGGGCUUUAUUUUCUGAUCUGGACCCAACCUUCUCUUAUAAAUACCAGUGUUCACUAUGUGGAUCAAUUUCCUGGACUUUACUACAAAUAUAGAGCAUUUGCUUUCCAUUGAGAU